AUGGAGGAUAUCUACCGGGAAGCAUAUGGCAAGCGGCUAAGAGAAAAGCAGGCGUUCACCUCCGGCGCAGCAGCGCAGACAUCCCCGGGAAGAGGUGGUCGACCGUUGCAGCAUGCUGCUGGCCAGUACCCUGGUCAGCAGGUGCAGCAACGGGGAUUCCUGGGAAGAAUUUUGGACUGGUUCGUCUGGUGGAGUUUCAUCGCCAUCACGCUUUUCUGCGUGCUAUACGCGCUGUGGGUGUGGCGUGGACGAGCGGCGUGGCAUUGGUUCACUGCCCUCCCACAGCAUCCAAGAGUACAAGCCGCAAGACAGCGCGCGAGAGAAGCACCCGAGCAAGUCAACGCGGCGGCAUACGACCGCUAUCUCCGGCUUCGAUACAACUACUGGACCGACCAAAUCUCCUUCUGGUGGCACAGAAUCGGCAACUUUGUGUGGGAUCACGGGGCGAAAGUCCUCGCAUUCGUGGUCAUCCUCGCGCUUGUUUGGAGACUCUACCCAGCACCGUCUGAACCCGAACCCUUCGAGUGGUACGAAGCCGGUGAACAUGGCUUUGACGUUCCCCCGUGGGCGUUGGAACAGCUGGAGCGACAGAGGAGAGGAAUGAACAACUACGGCGGCUGGGAACGUGAGCAAAACCGCGGCUUCGAGCAAUCGGAUGUGCCGUGGCCUGAGCCCGAGCCAGCCAACAAGAAGAACAAGAACAAGAAGAAGUCGCCCUACCCCGGUGCUGUCGACUCUGAACGUAUGCACUGGGAUGCAUUCGUCUCGACGUCCGCGAAAGAUGGCAAGGCCACUCAUACAGAAACUAUCACCGUGUACGAGAAAGAAGACCCACUCCCCGCACGCACCAUCACCGUCUAUGAAAAAGACGAGAUGUUCAGAAACCCUAUCCCCGCCGGCAUCACCACGCGCUGGGCGACGGUCAUCCAACCGACCAACAUCACAGUCAUCCGACCGACCAAAAUCACCAUCGAAAAGACCCUCCGAGAAACCAUCACGGAGAAGAGCGUCAAAACGGUGCCGACGACGACCACGAAAACAAUCAGUCCUAAACCCAAAGAUCCCAGCACCAUUACCAGGCUCUUCAACCUGACAGUUGAGAAACUCGUCACGAAACUCGUGCCCACUAUUGUCGCCAACAUCACGCCGACGACGAUCCAUAGUCUGCGCCUGGAGACCAUUGCAACUUUCCAAACUGUUACGAUUCCAGGCACAACGUUGACGGAGACGAUUGAAGGCGAAGUCGUCACACUCCCAGGCACAACAUUGACAGAGACGAUUGAAGGCCAGCCGGAGACGAUUACGACGACUGUUAUCAAACCUGUAGCUGAGAGGCAGACGGGGUUGCCGAUUUUGGGAGAUGAGGAACAUGAGCAUGAGCAGGAGCGCGUGAGGAGGGAUGUGGAUGAUAAGGUGUGGUGUAAGACGUGUCGACAGUGGCAUUGUUGUCAGGUGCCGUAUUGA
Molecule: messenger RNA, 1464 nt
Organism: Zasmidium cellare ATCC 36951
Lineage: Eukaryota; Fungi; Ascomycota; Dothideomycetes; Mycosphaerellales; Mycosphaerellaceae
Exons: 1
Coding region: 1-1464 (487 amino acids)
Source: RefSeq, a predicted model, not a curated record